Molecule: messenger RNA, 2567 nt
Organism: Schizophyllum commune H4-8
Lineage: Eukaryota; Fungi; Basidiomycota; Agaricomycetes; Agaricales; Schizophyllaceae
Exons: 13
Coding region: 172-2364 (730 amino acids)
Source: RefSeq, a predicted model, not a curated record
GUGCCCUUCAUUGCAUACAGGUCUUGCAGUUCGUUCUAUGCUCGAAAUGACCCUCAGAAGGAUUGAGGAAUUAUACACUCGCACACUGGGCUGAGGUCCGAGCGCGGAGCUCACCAGCAACCCGCGUCGAAGGUCGAACGACAGCUGUCAAGCCGGCGGAGGUUAAGUGGCAUGGGCUGUCCGCGUUCUGUGGCUCUCGAUGCCCGCAGCUUCUCCUCCUCCUCCUCCGCGUCACCUCACGCCUUUCAACUACUAUCACCCUACCGCGCCAACAUGCCUUGUCAAUCCUCCCUCCCCAAGGCGGAGAGCGCUGUUAUCGACCUCCUCCUCUCGCACAUCAACGCGAAUUGUCCCCAACUGGGCGCCGAGAUACUGCGCAUACCCGAAGAGGCCCUGGUCAAGGCCAUUGUCACCGACAUCCAGAACGCCUCUGACUGCUUGGGUCUUAUCGUGCUGCGCGCUGCAUUGAGCACUUUUGUGGGUAUCAAGUAUCCCAACGAGUCGUUGUCGUGGUAUGCGACCGUCGUGAACGCGCUCAGUAGUCGGCUCGUCCGCCAACUAGUCAUCGUCAAGCAGGGCAUCUUUCGUGGAGCACUGCCCAAAGAGAACAAGACCGUGGCGAAUACUUUCAGCACCUUCGUGUGCGCUUACUGGCGCCACUAUGGGACGAUGGAGACGAUAGAGAUGAUUGCCCGCGUAUACAAGGACAGCCUGGAGGCUGCAGGGCUGGCCAUCCUCGCACUCGAGUUCGGCCCCGGAACGCUCCCAAGCACCUUCAACAUUGGCCGCAAUCCUUCGAAGACUCCUACCGCUGGAACCGUGGCCGCUAUACGAGCUCUCUAUGCGUUGAGGCUAUCUCCGUCGCAAGAAGCGAGCUUCGACUUGCGCCCCGACGCAGUCGCUCCGCCGAUCGAUCUGUACGCACUACGAGUGUAUCAAGGCAUGCACUAUCUUGGCAUGUUCGUCACGCAAGUUCUCCUCGAGGCAUGGCCAGAUGCUCCCUCGAAGAUGGUAGAGAUUCUGAGUAAAGAUAUUCUCAACCAGAAUGUACUGCACCACAUCCCCCAUCUCCUGCAUCACGUCCCCCGUCUGCAUGCCGAUGAUCACUUGCUUGUAUAUCAAUGGGCAAGCCGCUACGUGGAUGGGUCUGCAUUUGAUGGCGGCCCUAUCCGAGAACUCGCUCGUGUCAUGUUUCUGCCUAUGUUCGAGGCCGCGCGGGCCGCCUGUUUCCCAUUUUAUCUUGCGAAUGCUGCGAUCCCUCGAGACAAUGCACCGAAGAUCGUCAUGACCGCGGCUUACCAGCAGAUCGAGCUCUACUGGAUCGAGUCCAAGGUUCUGCGCCUCUACCAGCCCCUGGUUCCUGACGUGGCCAUAGUGGACAACCUGCAAGAUCUCGUAACCGCCUACGAAAUGGACGGAACGGUCACAUAUGACGACGCCGAAAAGCCUGAUGACUUGUUGAAGGAAGUUCAGCUUGCUCGCGAAGCGGCGCCUCGUCCACGACCAAGCUACGUUCAUGUGAUUGCGCACGGCUAUAACACGACAGACCCUGUCCUCCUGACACGAUUGGCGGAGCGCUGUGCUGCAAAGUUCCCCACAGGCUCGAGGUUUCUGCGCUUGUCGGCAGGUCCAGACGGCAAGCCCAAUGGCGGCGCUAUCUUCCAGAUUCAUGACAGUACUGAGUUUGACUACUUCCGGGAGAGAGAUUCGGCGGGUCCUUUUAGAUUGGAUGACUUGGAUAUCAUGCUCCGUAAAGAGAGACCUGUAAUCUUCGACGCUAUGAAGGGAUACUCGGCACGAAUGCGUAGCCUGGUCACUAGGUCUGUCAGCGACGAUACCCUUCGAGCCCGCGGUAUCUUGGGCUAUAAAUGCUACCUCGUCUUGGAUCAUGACCCACUUCUGCCGCGCUCUGGCUACCCAUACUCUACACUGGUCUUCGGUCACCCGAUCCCUAUCUUGACGCAGCCAAAUACGGACCACGGUUACGCGGCAGACAGCAGGAUCCCGAUCGUGCCCUGCUGCGGCGUGCAGUUCUGUGCGAAUGACAGACGCAAGACGAUCUCUCGGAGAAUAGAGUUCGUCUUCAAAGGAAGCGACAAGUGGGACGUGCUGAAGUACGACGCAAUGAUGGACGGCGAGUCGCGCGUCCUCAUCAUCUGCAACCGGACACUCCCCCAGUCGUUCGUCGACAACCUGAACGCCACUCGUCCGAGGCUGCAGAAUGUGGAAGGCAUUUGGUCGUUCAUCCCCGCGGGGGAGUUGCAACUUCACGUCAUUCGCAUCACCAGGCAGAAGGCGGGAAAGGUCAUCUUCUCGCCCAACUCCAACGCCCCGCGACGGGGAGUCAAGCGCCCCAGAGCGUAGAUGAGCACAGGCGGGCCCAAUUCUCCGCUCUACUCUUGUGUUUCUAUCUGGACCGAAGGAUUUUGAUCACAAUACCGUUUAUAUAAUGCGCGGCGCAGGCCGCCGAAUCGUGUACUGUACAAGGCUUGUUGUAACUAUCAGCGCCGGAUACCUUUUCCUCGAAUGAUACCACUUUGCGACACCCCCAUCACACUGUAGCCAUU